CACAGCUGGUCUAUGAUCUCCGAAGCAAGCUGACGGUCGAACGCUAUCAAUGUGAUUUUCGUAAAAUUCUUUCCGAUCUACCGGUCAGAUCGUGAGGUCAAGGCAGGCGUGCGCGAAAUUUCGUUCAGUGCUCGGUUCGUAGUGUUAGUGAGUGCGUUUAGAUGUAUGCAAAACUCGUUAAUCGCGGUGUCACCACGAGGAUUUUUCACUGCCCUGGAUACAAAGGAGUUUCGUGAGGUGCUUCGAGCGUCCUUUCGGCAACGGAAGCACUCGGCCAAAAAUGUCGCCGACGGAGCCGUAAUUCAACGAUCUUGGUAGGAAGGAAGCCGAGGGACGUGAAGAAGUGGCGGACAAGGAAGAAAUGGCGUCCACCAGCGGGCACAAGAGGAACGGCUCGAGCUCGAGCAUGUUCGCCCACAAACGCACCGAGUCCGGCGGCGGUUUUAUCGGCCACAAACGCUCGGAGAGCGGUCACAAACGCGCCGAGAGCAUAUCCAGUGCCUUUGGCCACAAACGAUCCGAGAGUGGCCACAAGAGGAACGAGAGCAGCGGCGGUGGUUUCGGCCACAAAAGGUCCGAGUCUGGCAGCAAUUACCAUGCUGGACAUCGGAGGAACGAAAGCAUGUACGCCAUGACUGGGCUGUACGCCGAGAGCGCGGCGACGGCGACCGAUGAAACCACAGACCCACUGCAGGCAACCGGUAGCAGACUGACUCAUGACACCGUCAUCAGGUGUCACAGUAGAAAUCCCAGUUCUGGCCUCGUGGACCAUAGAGAUUUUAUCAUCAAAUGUCACAGCNNGAAUCCCAGUGCUUCCAUGGUGGACAGGACAGAGAAGGAAAGGGCACAAACUCCACCAUUUAAUCCGGAUUCGAAGGACUGUGGAAUCCUGAGCUGCAGGCCGGCCUUUAUACAAAGAUUCGCUGGAAUAAAGGUGUUUGUGUUCCUCCUGUCGUUUCUCGUCACACUGCAACAAGCACUUAGUUCAGGUUACAUAAAUUCUGUGAUCACGACCAUAGAGAAAAGGUUCGAAAUCCCGUCCAGCCUUUCAGGCGUCAUUGCUAGCUCCUAUGAAAUUGGAAAUGUCAUCACUGUCAUCUUUGUCAGCUAUCUUGGUAGCCGCAGACAUAUACCUGUGUGGAUAGCGAUUGGCGCUGUCAUAAUGGGACUGGGAUCGAUGAUCUUUAUGGUGCCGCACUUCACAGCUGAACCCAAUUUGAUGACGGCUGCGAACAACUCCAGUUCAGACAACAUUUGUCGUGGAGUUUCGUUACGCGAGCAAGACAUGGGAUUGGGUCGUUUAUCGUCUGGAUUAUCAUCUCCACCUUUAGCACCACACAACAAUUUAAGAGGUGAUAAUUGCAUUCAGGGAUCUCCAUCUACUGCUGGUCCUGUUAUGUUAUUUGUACUUGCUCAGUUAUUAUUAGGCUGUGGUGGUUCCCCUUUAUUUACUCUCGGUACUACUUAUAUAGAUGAUCAUGUACGACCAGAAAGUGCUUCUUUAUAUAUUGGUUGUAUGUAUAGUAUGGCAGCUUUUGGACCAGUUUUAGGUUUCCUUCUUGGAGCUUAUCUAUUAUCAUUUCAUAUGGAUUCCUUUUCUGGAACAAUCAUCAGUAUAGAUCCAGGAGAUCACAGAUGGGUGGGCAUGUGGUGGGGUGGAUUCCUACUUUGUGGUUUGCUGCUUAUUCUAGUGGCAAUUCCGUUCUUCAGUUUUCCUAAAACUUUACAACGGGAAAAAGAGAAAAUACGAAUUAUCGAAAAAAAUAAAUCGUCAUCGCAAAAAGAAAAGGAACCAUGCAAAGAGCCAAAAAAGGAAAAACUUGAUGAUAGUGGUUACGGUAAAGAUGUAAAAGAUAUUCCCAGGAGCAUGUGGAGAUUGGUGUGCAAUCCAGUAUACGUCGUAACAUGUUUAGGAGCUUGCAUGGAAUUAGUAAUCGUUUCCGGAUUUGUGGUUUUUCUACCCAAGUAUCUGGAGACUCAAUUCAGCCUGGGAAAAAGUCAAGCCAGUGUAUUCACCGGCUCUAUAGCGAUACCAGGUGCCUGCAUCGGAAUCUUUUUUGGCGGAUGUUUGCUCAAACGUUUAGAAUUAAGACCCAAAGGUGCGGUUCAGUUCGUUCUCGUUUCGAACAUCAUAUGCCUGGUGUGCUAUGGUCUCCUCUUUUUCCUCGGUUGCGACAACGUAAAAAUGGCUGGGACCACUAUACCGUACUUUAACAGCAGCACAAAGGGUCCGGAGCCCUUUCAAGUAAAUCUCACUGCCGCAUGCAACUUUGGUUGCGAAUGUCGAAUGACAGAUGUCGAGCCAGUCUGUGGAAACAACGGUCUCACAUAUUUUAGCCCUUGUCAUGCAGGUUGCACUGCCUUCAGUUCCAAAUCGAAUUUCACUAAUUGUGCAUGUAUACACGGUAACUUAACAAUGUUGGCUCCGGCAGCUCCAGAAUUCGCAGAAGUGACAGUAGUGCCAGUAGCUACAGCUGGUCCAUGCACUUCGCCAUGUAGGACUAUAUUCCCGUUCUUAAUUUUACUUUUUUUUAUGACAUUUAUUGUUGCUAUCACUCAGAUGCCUCUAUUAAUGAUAGUGUUACGAUCAGUCUCAGAAGAAGAAAGAUCAUUUGCUUUAGGCAUGCAGUUUGUAAUCUUUAGGCUGUUCGGUUACAUACCUGCUCCUAUUUUAUUUGGUAAUUUAAUUGAUUCUACGUGCUUACUUUGGAAAAGCACUUGUGGAGAAAAAGGCGGACGAUGUCUACUUUACGACAUUGAACAAUUUAGAUACAGAUAUGUUGGUCUUUGUGCUGGCAUUAAGAUUUUAGCUUUGGCACUGUUCCUCAUUGACUGGUGGUUAGUUAGAAGGAGAAGACAGAUGGAAGAUCAAGCGCCAUCUUUCACCGUUAAUGAAUUCGUAGGGUCAAUUAUCAGCCUUGACAAAUUAUUCGAAGAAAGACCGCAUCAUCACAGCGCGGGAGAAGGAGACGGCACUACGCCGAAUUCCGAAUUACCUACGCCGUCAUCAAUUUCAUCACCCACGGAGCCUACGAAAUCGACAAACCUAGAAGAAACUGGCUCAUCGAAUCAGACACAGGAUUCGACUGAAACAGGGAAUCGUUCGAAAAACGCAUUGGAUGUCGACGUUCCCGAUACAAGGCAAGCGCCACUUGCUAUGGAAGAACCGGAUACAGAAGUCAAACCGUUGACUGGUAAAACGGAUAAACUUGUACGGAACGUUUAAUGUUUAACUCGUAUUAGAGGCUAUGCAAUUGAAUUAUAUCAAAAAGGUGAUAAAGUGAGUCUGUGGCAAAUUGUUUUGAGGUCGCAGGUAAACUAAUACAAUAUAUAGAAAGAAAUAACGUGUACAACAUAUGUGCAUUAUUGAUUUGUGCAAUCCUAAAAAAGUGGUAAAUGGGGGAAAGUGUUAGAAAUGACUUUGAAUAAAAGUGAGAAGGGGUAAUCUGUAUACAUACAUAUAUGGUGCUAAUAUACUUUUUUAAAGAGAUCGAAAGACAAAGAAUUAUCUUAUAUCGUUCCGUAUAUUGUCAGAUACAAAUUUAAAUUCUGUUGAAGAUAUAAGUAAAUUUUACACACACACGCAAUUAUAUAUUCUUGAAUACAGGUGAGUCGAAAAUAUUUUUACAAUGAUUAUAUUUACGUGAAGAAUAUCGUUUAUCGUACGAAAUGAUUUGCCACAGGUUUGUCUCGACGGUUUGGCUAUUUUUAGGAACUAAUAUCACUAGAAUGUACAUUUUUACGGUGAUGCGAUAUAUAUGUCAAUAAAUAGGAAUGUAAUAGGUGAAAAAUGUUUAGGCUCGUUUCAGACAGACAUCUUAUAACUUGAUCUAAAAGAUUUUCUUUGUCUGAAACGAGUUUUUCUUUCCCAAUGGGAAACGAGCCUUGCGCAGUUUAAGGAAAAAGGGAAAAGGAAAAAAAAAAUAGGAAAAAGGAAGAAAGGCCAACAAGGACAAAACUGUAAAUAUAAAAAUUCCUGCCUUAAGAAAUACAAGACUAGACAAACGUAUAUUUAAAGAUAAUUAAUUAAGUGAUAGAGUUAACGAUCUAUAAUGAAUAUCAUUAUAAUUGCAGAUCGAGAGCUGCGAUUUAUUUUAUAACUAGUGGUUAGGCUUUCUCAGAAAUAAAAAAAAAAGUAGUCAAUUUAACGUAGUAAUGUAAAGGAAAAAAAAAA
Messenger RNA from Eufriesea mexicana, 4174 nucleotides. RefSeq names its product Organic anion transporting polypeptide 30B. Lineage: Eukaryota; Metazoa; Arthropoda; Insecta; Hymenoptera; Apidae. The record is from RefSeq and is a predicted model, not a curated record. Gene Ontology annotation, molecular function: protein binding. The coding region runs from base 362 to 3226 and encodes 954 amino acids. Gene Ontology annotation, cellular component: basolateral plasma membrane. The transcript is spliced from 16 exons. Gene Ontology annotation, biological process: sodium-independent organic anion transport; transmembrane transport.